Molecule: messenger RNA, 782 nt
Organism: Poecilia reticulata (guppy)
Lineage: Eukaryota; Metazoa; Chordata; Actinopteri; Cyprinodontiformes; Poeciliidae
Gene: dnajc24
Product: DnaJ (Hsp40) homolog, subfamily C, member 24
Biological process (GO): positive regulation of ATP-dependent activity
Molecular function (GO): ferrous iron binding; ATPase activator activity
Source: RefSeq, a predicted model, not a curated record
AAGACCGGAACUAUUCUUUUUACCUCAGUUAGCGGAACUAUAAGGAUUAACGUCGUUUUCACGAGAUUUAAACACCGACGGACAAUAUGCCCGUCCUUUUGAUAAUUUCUCUUUGUUUAAUACGUGAACAUUAGUUUUAGAACUAUCCAGCCUCCAGUCGGACUUCUACCCCCAGUCURAGGUGGAGAUGACCUGAGGUUAUCUGUGGUGAAUCCCUUUUCAGGCGUUGUUCUGCGCGUCUGCAGAGACAUGUGUGAUCCGGAGCAGAAGGACCUGUAUGCUGUGCUCGGUGGCAGCCCGUCGGACUCCCUGCAGCAGCUCAGACACAGAUACCAGCAGCUGGCUCUGAAGCACCAUCCAGACCGUCUUGGAGGUGAAAACCCUGCAGAGUCUAGCGUGAAAACAUUUCUUGAAGUUGAUGCAGCCUGGAAGAUUCUUGGUGACCAAACCACAAGAAGAGAAUAUGACCUGCAGAGGAGAGCACAGGAACUGAAACAGGACUGGACAGUAGAUUCUACCGUCGACCUAGAGGACAUGACAUGGGAGACAGAUGAGUGUGAAUGCAGCUACAGCUGCCGGUGUGGAGGAACAUUCAGCGUCUCGAAGGAGGAGKUGGAGGAGGAGACACAAAGGAGGCUGCAGGAGCUUAAUGAGCAGGAAAUGCACCAAGGAGCGCAGAGCGGSGUCCUCGUCUGCUGCGAUACCUGCUCACUCACUAUUUAUGUCACUUGGUCGCUAAAUAAAAAGAUGCAAAUGUCAAAAUAAAUAUUUUUUAAAUGCAG